Messenger RNA from Culex quinquefasciatus (southern house mosquito), 1008 nucleotides. RefSeq names its product m-AAA protease-interacting protein 1, mitochondrial. Gene Ontology annotation, molecular function: ribosome binding. The record is from RefSeq and is a predicted model, not a curated record. The transcript is spliced from 3 exons. Gene Ontology annotation, cellular component: mitochondrial inner membrane. Gene Ontology annotation, biological process: inner mitochondrial membrane organization; protein insertion into mitochondrial inner membrane from matrix. NCBI's taxonomy places the organism in Eukaryota, Metazoa, Arthropoda, Insecta, Diptera, Culicidae. Bases 84 to 902 code for a protein of 272 amino acids.
CCCUUCGAUCCGGGGUUUGUUAUUGUUGUGUGUUAUGUUACGCCGCCCGUUCACCGACGUUUGAUUCCGCAAUUUUAUUUACAAUGUUCCUCCGUCAACGCACCUCCGUUCAACAUUUAAUCAACAUUUCCCGUUACGUGUCCAGCCCUUCCUCAACCAACUCAGGAGCGGCUGCCAUCCGGCAGUCCAACAGCAGUGUUCAGCUCCAGCGACUUCUUCCCGCUGGGAGCCAAACCUCGUUUCUAGCGCGGAGAACCUAUUCCACCGGAAGCCAGGACCAGGAUGCGGCUCCACGAAAACCGCGCAGCCUGCCGCGGCUAAUGGACUUUCCGGAACUCGUAUGGCCGUCCGUCAUAAAGACCGUCAAGAACUGGAUCAUGGUGCACUUUAUCAUCCGGCCGUACUUUGAUCGGGAGUUCACCCUGCCGGACUUUGUCCAGGGUGCCAAGCAAGCGCUGCAGGUCGUGUCGGCGUCGCUGGCCGGCGGAGAACUUAAGAAUUUGGAUGGGCUCGUCGAACGGCAAACGCUGAACGACCUGAAGACGGCCGUCGGAAAGAUGUCUGUUGCGCAACGGUACGACCUGAUGGUGGCCAAGGAGGAUAUUUACUUUUCCUUUCCUUAUCAGGUCGGCGUCAUGUUUGACGAAGAGGAUGAAGAGAGUCAGAAGAGGUUUGUCGAAAUUACCAUGGUGUUCCACGUGCUCAAAGGACUGAAGGGAAUGAUUGAGCGGGGUGACCAGAUACCGUUGAAUAUUGGGGUGAUGCCCGAGUUCCGGGACAAGAUCUGCAUCUGCAACUAUCGGUUCAUCAAGGAGUUCACCAAGGGCGUCGAUUCGGACUGGACCGUCAACAUUGUGAAUCACUUCAAAGCGAGCGACCUGGCCGAGGAAGCGAAUCAGUAAGGAGAUGCCUGGCCUGACCUCAGGUUUCGGACCGACCGUAGCUUUCUAGUGAGACAAAGUGUAUAUUUUGUGAAUAAAUGAGAAGCAGAAAAAAACCAACUUGAAA